This is a messenger RNA of Blepharisma stoltei, 1894 nucleotides long. Lineage: Eukaryota; Ciliophora; Heterotrichea; Heterotrichida; Blepharismidae. The record is from the annotation of a GenBank genome assembly.
AUGUGGCUUUUAAGUUUUAUAUUUUUCGUACUUUCUGCUAAUGCAGCUUAUCAAGUUUUGACACAGGAUUCUCAAAUGGAGUAUUUGCAAUUUAUAGUAACGAAUGACAUGGUAUCGAAUGAUUUUAUAAUCCAGCUUUCGACAAAAUCUCAACAAAUCCCUCUGUUAUUAUUAGUCAAAGAAGGCGCGAAGCCAAGCUUUUAUUUUAAUAAUUCAGCAGAUUCAUAUCAUACUGACACUGAUUAUGAAGAUUUUCAAGCAUGAAUUCAAAACUCAGACAACUCUUAUGUAACCAUUAAGGAAGAUGACCUUACUCUUGGAAGUACGUUUUAUAUUGGUAUUUAUUCAGAAAUUCUCGGAAUUUCUUAUUCCAUAUCUAAAUACUCAAAGGUAGACAGCAAUGCAUGCAUUCCAGAGUGCAUUGCAGCAAAUUAUAGCACAUGUACUGAAGGUGCUUGUCAGUGUUCUGGAAAUUCUUCAGGCUAUGACUGCGGCGUUACAUAUACAGUUAUAAACUUUGAUGAUAAUAGGACUUAUUUCUUAGCACCUAAUCAAUGAAACCUUUAUAUUUUUGAUUGUCGUAGCACCUAUGGCUUUACCAUAGACAUUGAGAAAUAUGCUGGAGAUCCAAAAUUCUACUUUACUCCUUUUUACUCAGAUUUGUAUCUCCCAAGCAUGUUUUUUAAUUGAUUUUAUUUAACUUUUGGAGAAGCUAGAACACGAAUAAGUAAAAACAAGGCAGAUAAUCAGUGGGCAUGGUGAACUUAUUCAGUUUUUUGCCAUGGCGAAAGCAGCUGUGAAUUUUCAAUAGAAAUUGAUGAUUACUCUCAGACACUAAGUAGUAAGCUUAUAUGAUGAAUAGCUGUUAUAGCCAUUGUAUCAUUUUUAUUAUGCAUAGUAGCUCCUUUUGCAAUAAAGUCUAUAGUUAGAUCAAGAUGGGCUGGAACGGCACAAACGAAUUUUGAGAGGCAGACAAACCCAUUAACGCCAGAAGAAAUGGAGCUGCUUUUUCCGUCUGUUGAAUGGGAAAAACUAGGGAAAAAUAAAGAUACAUGUGCUAUUUGUUUAGAAGAUUUUGAAGAUAACGCAAAAGUUCGAAAAUUAAGUUGCGAUCACGUAUUUCAUACAGGCUGCAUUGAUGAAUGAGCAAAGUCAAAGGCUAAAUGUCCUUUGUGUAAGAAAAUAUUGAAUUGUGGAGAAAAUAUAAUUGAUCCAGUUCUAGUAGUACCGGGAACAAAUUCUCAAUCAGAAAAUCUGAUUAUAGAAGAAAAUCAAGAGAAUGAGGAAAGCAAAGAAGAAGAAAAAGAAAAAGAAGAUAAAGAAGAAGAAAAAGAAAACGAAGAUUGAUUGUUUAAUUAAUUAAGUCAUAGUGGUCUCUGGGGAUUAUCUCAGUCCUAUAUGUCCAGCCGCAGGCUUUGACUCAAGUGAGCCGAGUCACCUGCUCUCAAAGCACGCUCUUUUCUCGUUGAUGUCACCAAAAUGGUGAAGUCAACAGUUUUGAAAAGACUCACCCGUCCAUGGAUCAACUCAUCAUGCCUUAUCAUACAUGAAACUGCUUCCCAGAAGUGCAAGUUAUAUGUCUUUGGGACAAGGAAAAAAGCCUGUUGAGGAGUCCGACAAGGCAAAAAACCCAGGCCUAACCUUCUAAAAGAAUGAGAUCCAUUUUCCUAAGACUCUGAUAAAUUCAUUAGUUGCUCCGGACCUAUGUUCAACUCGCCAUCUUUUUUAAAAACUAUGAUAAAAUGAAGAAAGCUUGCAAUAUGGGGAGGGCGAAAAAAACUAUGAGGAGGAAUGCUUAUAUGAAAAUGAGGAAGCAAACGAAAAUAUAAAAGAGAUUGAAUUUGGUGGACAUGAAAUAACUAUCCAAGGUAAAAAAAAAGACGUAAAAGCAUAA